This is a messenger RNA of Auanema sp. JU1783, 294 nucleotides long. NCBI's taxonomy places the organism in Eukaryota, Metazoa, Nematoda, Chromadorea, Rhabditida, Rhabditidae. The record is from the annotation of a GenBank genome assembly.
UUGUUUCCUGCUGCAGAUGAUCAAGUUGCGACUUUUGUUGCUUUUUUGACAAUUUCUACUUCCAUUUUCAAUCAAAUUCAUUUUGUUGACGAAAAUAUCCAAUUUGAGACGACGAACUACAAGAGAACUUUACCUGAUGAAGCUUUCGUGAUUGUUGAUGUCUUCCAACAGCUUAAUGGCUAUCUGACAAAACGUUCUCAAAACUUAUCAUUUUCAACAUCGAAAUCUGUACAAGGACAGCCGGGAUUACCUCAAAAGGAUGAAUCUUUCGUCUUCUCCAACACCUUGUGGUAA